CAAGGCCGGUAAGGAAAGAGGUAGAUGUACCGUUAGCAGAGAAAGCUGGUAGUCCAGUGCUUGACUUGUGGCCCGCGGGUGCGCAGGUCCGACGAGCGUACACCAUAAAGUUCCGUACAGUGUUUUCUUUACUUUUAAAACACGGAUUCAAAGUUUGAGAUAUAAUGAUGUUGGAAGGCACAAGAAUCAACCCACCUCCUCAAAUGACGAGGGUGUUCGAUAUCGCGAAGGACACCGUCCUUUUCCUCGUCUUAUCAUGCUACUACAUCUUGGAAUCUCUAUUUUGGACUCUAGUACCUAAUGCUAUAAGGCCUAUGAAGAAUUUGAAAGGGGACGUGGUGUUGGUGACGGGAGGCGCGGGGGGAGUGGGCAGGCACUUGGCCAUCAAGUUGGCAAGGCUUGGAGCUAAGGUUGUCAUUUGGGACAUCAGCUUAGAAGGAGUACGGAGUAAACAUGUAACAAGGAGGAGUCUGGAUAAUAUAAAGUGUCAUGUGAAUAGCCGAUUUUACAGAAACCCAGACCGUACAGAGGAGUCAACGUGGAACAGUGACGAAUGCGCCAAGUACUAUCUGUGCCUCGACGGAGAUGUGUUCGAAUUCCAUUGCUCGCAAGACUUGCUGUUCGAUGUCAAUAGGCAGCUGUGCGACAAGCGUCAGAAUGUGCACAACUGUGACCUCACUACAGAGGCAUUGGUCUCCAAACCGCUUUUGGACAUGGCGAAGUGCGCCAACGACACUCAUUUGGGCUGCGCAGACGGCAACUGUCUGCCCGCGGAGUAUUUCUGUGAUGGCUCCCUCGACUGUGAUGACUCUUCCGACGAGGGCUGGUGUGACGUGCAUUACGACCCAAAUGCCGCAGAGCGGUGUGACCCGAAGAUGUGUCAGUUGCCAGACUGCUUCUGCUCCAAGAAUGGUACUGAGACGCCUGGAAACCUAGUACCCAGUCAGACUCCCCAAAUGAUCACCCUCACAAUCGACGGGCCCGUGAACCACGAGAACUGGGACGCGUACACAAACCAUAUCUUCACCACAGACAAGAGGAACCCUAACGGAUGUCCAAUAAAGGCGACCUUCUUCGUUUCACACCUCUACACUAACUACAGGCACGUCCAGAAACUUUGGAACGAUGGCCACGAGAUAGCUGUUAAUUCUAUUACCCUACGCGGUCCCGAAGAAUGGUGGUCGAAAAAUGCAACAGUCGAAGAUUGGUUUGAUGAGAUGGUCGGUCAGGCUAACGUCAUCAAUCGGUUUGGAAGAGUACGCAUGGAAGACUUCAGGGGCAUGCGAGUCCCGUACUUGUCAGUGGGUUGGAACCGACAGUUCCUGAUGAUGCAGGAGUUCGGGUUCGUGUACGACGCGAGCGUGGUGGCGCCCUACGCCAGCCCGCCCUACUGGCCCUACACGCUCGACUAUAAGAUGCCUCACAGGUGCACUGGAAACAACCAAUACUGCCCGACACGAAGCUACGCGGGGCUGUGGGAGAUGGUGAUCAACCCACUAAUGCACAACAACCAUGUCUGCGCUACACUGGAGUACUGCCCCACCAACUUCACUAGAGACGACGUGUAUAACGUGCUACUCAAUAACUUCAAGCGACACUAUCUGAAGAACAGGGCGCCGUUCGGAAUACAUCUCAACGCGGAGUGGCUGAAGAAUAGUGAUUAUUUACAAGCUAUUAAGAGAUUCAUUAACGAACUUCUGAAACUGCCAGACGUAUAUUUCAACACCUAUAGAGAAGUCAUCGACUGGAUUCGGCGGCCGACGCCCGUACUCCAACUGAAGAAGUUCGAGCCCUGGCAAUGCAAGAACCGACGCUUUGAAGAACACGAAAUAGCGUGUGCCAAACCUAACACUUGCAAACUACCCUCUAAAGUACUACAACAUGACAAAUACAUGAUCACAUGUUCGUCUUGUCCUAAGAGCUACCCUUGGUUACGAAAUGAGUUUGGUUUUGAAUAACCAUAGACAAUAAGUAUAAGUGAACAUUUCAGUUACCAAGAUUAGAUAAGGUUAAUUUUAUGAACAAUGUCAUUGUAAUGUAUGUUUUAUAAAUGAUGGCAAAAAAUAUUGUUUGAUGAAAUAAAUAAAAUCAGAUCAAUCAGGAACAGAGUAGGUAGAAUGGAAAAUGUCCAUCAACAAGAAGAUUCUUAAGUUGUUAAAUAUAUUCUCAAGUUCUUAAAUUCAUUGAAUGAAUAAAAUGAGAAAUAAUAUAGUGAAAGUUAAAUAUAACUUAUUAUUUUUUAGAGACUCAACUACAUUACAAUUAACUACAUUACCAGUAGGUUUAUUUAUUUAUACUUCCAACAGUAUUGGUAUGCUGUUUAUGGUAAAGUGUGCAAUAAUUUAUUAAAUUAUAAAUUACUUUAAAAUAAAGUUAAUGUGUAUAAUUAUUUGCAUGAUUACAGCAUUUUGUUUCAAAACAUUUGGGUUUAUUAGAAUGAUUGGAACUAAGUGGCUAAUGUGGCUUAGAUAGUAAUGAUUUUAAGGAAAUAAAAAUUAA
This is a messenger RNA of Plodia interpunctella (Indianmeal moth), 2499 nucleotides long. RefSeq names its product Chitin and LDLR binding deacetylase 3 (gene ChLD3). Gene Ontology annotation, biological process: carbohydrate metabolic process. NCBI's taxonomy places the organism in Eukaryota, Metazoa, Arthropoda, Insecta, Lepidoptera, Pyralidae. Gene Ontology annotation, molecular function: protein binding; chitin binding; oxidoreductase activity, acting on the CH-OH group of donors, NAD or NADP as acceptor. The coding region runs from base 165 to 1958 and encodes 597 amino acids. The transcript has 11 exons. The record is from RefSeq and is a predicted model, not a curated record. Gene Ontology annotation, cellular component: extracellular region; lipid droplet.